GUUCUUGAGAGUAUUGUGUGUUGUUUUGAUAUCGCGGAAUCUUGUCUCUGUUCAGUGCUGUUGUUGUUGUAUGUGUGUGUGUAUGUCGGUUACCGUUAGCCGGUCAAAACUUUGUUGUAAUUAGUUUGCUGUUACGCCUCCCCCGAAACCAUCAAACGCUUCCAACGCAUAUUGUCAUCAUAAUAAUCGUGUUGCCACCACCUUGCUUCAACUUUCGGCGAUGAUGACUGCCCCACUCCAGGACCAACAGAGCUAUUGAGGUGGUUCACAUCAUUCCUGAUUCCAGCCUUAAGACAAUUGCAGCAAAAAGCCAAUGUUUUUGCUGUUGCUGCAAGUGCUCAUGUUUUACUAAAAUUGAUCGCUGAACAUAGAACAGACUUGUCGUCAUAUACCCAGGCAAGAUAACUUGCAACAUAAUACAAUAAUAUGACUGAAGUUGAUGUUUCCAUACCGGAAGGUACAACUUUGUCGGCCAAUAUACAAAAUUCCGAAGCAGCAUCAUCAGCGGUGGCCGGGCAUCAGAAUGGAAAUUCCAAUAGCAACAACAACACAUCCAAAAUCAGUAACAGCAGUAAAGAUGAAAGCAUGGAGGUAGAUGGUGCUGAUACCGAAGAAGACGAUUCACAAAUAACAUCAUCCACCGAAACAGGUGGGGGUGGUGGUGGUGGUGGUGGGGAGCCAGGUGCAGGUGGCGACGCCAGAGAUCGCGAUGAGAACAGCAACAGUAAAACAGACAAACCUCUAAAAACAGCGGGCAAUAUGCACGAAGAUUCCUCAAACGCCUGCGAAAGUAUAUCACAGAACUGUGAUAGUGUAAAUAGCUCUGAGGGAAAGCCCCCAUCAAAUCAUACUCGGGAUUCGGACAACGAUGAUACAAACACCAACGACAGUCAUGUGGUAUCCAAGUCGCAUCAAGAGGAUAAUGAGGAGGGAGCUAUUAGUGGGGACGGUUCAACGAAUCACGUCGACGAAGCUUCCAAUGACAAUUCAAACCAUACAAAUCCUGAUCCUUUGGCUGUGCCAAAAUCAAAGAAUAAUCAAAAUGGUACUGCCUCGGCGGAGGAAAAACAGUCAGACGGUGUGGUAGAUUUGGGCGAUGAUUCCGACAUUGAAAUGUCGGAAGCGCCGAAUGAAAACGCCGCUCAUACCACCACUACGGCUAAAGCUAGUACGCAAGAUCGAGACUCUGAUGGUGCGGUGGUAAUAGGUUCCGAUUCUGAGAAUGAAAAUGAAAGUGUGGGUGCAAAACCUGCUAACGUAUCCAUGCCGACUCCACCUCCAACCAAUCCAGUUUCUGUUCCUUCAAAACCACCCCAAGUUGUAGAGGACGAUGACGACGAUGAUGAUUGUGUGGUUAUAGAGGAUGAUAGUCCGGCACCAAAUGAUCUCUCGAAGCGUAAAAUCGAUGCAGCAGGCGGUCAGGAAGAUUUAUCACAGCCCCCAAGCAAGCGUCAACGUAAUAGUCUGCCUCCUACACAAGGCCAGUUGAGUAUUAAAGAUGCCCGAACUUUGAUGCCUCCAGUCCCAGAUACAACAAUUAAAAAUGCUAUUGUAUAUCCUGUAAAUAUAACACCCGCCUCGCCAGUGCCCGGGCCUCCUAAACUAGUGCCCGUAGGUUCGCCAAUUACUGCAUCUGCUGCUGCGGCUUCGUCCUUAGCUGGUUUGCCGGGCAUGAACACCACUACUAACCCAAAUUGUUUGCCCGGUCUAACAGACGAUAUGUUUGUUCUCGAAGCACCUUCAUUUAUUGUUCCAUACAUCUAUGAAAAACCUCCUUCGGAUCAAAUUAAGGAUGUUGUCAAAUCGCUGGAAACCAAAUUUGCCUUUACAAAAGAGGAUUUGGCAGUGGUGGAUAAGACGGAUGAAUUCGACAUGAUGACCGAACAAAAUAAAGAAGAUCGUGAGGAGAAGCCUCCCAAAAAGAAGAAAAGGGGUGCCCCAGAAAAUGACGAUUCAUGGUCCGAGGAGGAGGCCGAUUCAGACGACGACGACGAUGAUUCCGAAUCAGGAAUGCGUACAAAAGUUCUCAUAAAGGAGGCUUCCGACGACAUUUCGGCCUUAAAAGGAGCUAUUAAACCUGCAUCAGCGGUUGCAGCACCUGGCAAUGCAGCAGUGACUGCUAAACCUGGCCAAGAGAAUUACUUCGAAAGCCCUCUGGGAAAAUUUUUCAUGGACAUAGGCGUUGGUUUAGUCCAGGAAUAUGUACAAAAUGAUUUAAUACGCCUGCAGAAACGAAAAAUGCGGAAAAGUUUGGGACGCAAUACGGCUGAGUUUGAGCAAGCCAUUGCCGCUCUCACAGCCAAUAUGGAAGCUUCAAAGAAAAAGAACACACCCUUCAAAUUCAAUAUGAAACGCUGUGAAUUUUGCAACUUUAAAUCAGAAUCUGCUCUUGCCAUGGCGAAUCACUAUGAAACUCCUCAUAUGAACGGACAAUUGUAUAAAUGCAAUUUCUGCAUCUUCGAAAUACGAAAUGCUACCGAAAUCGUUUACCAUAUGGAAGCAGUGCACAACAUCAAGGCACGUCUCAUCAAGCCUUUGCCUUAUCACCAAUGCCCCAAUUGUGGCUUCGAAGAUAAUGGCAAGGCCAAAUUGGCACGCCAUCAACCGGUGUGUGCUAAAAAAUUCCGACCUGAAAUCAACUUGGCUCCACCCAAUGAUUGGGAAGCUCCAGCCAAAAUUCCCCGCAUCAAACCCCGUCAUGGCUUGGUAGGAACUGCUACAGCCUAUCAGGCUAUGGCAGCUCAGGCCGCUGCACAAAAGGCAGCUUUGGCUUCUAUCCAACAGCAGCAGCAGGCUAGAAAUCUGCAGGCAGCUGCAUUGGCCGCACAAAAUGCCGCCAACAAAAUGAGAACACGGGCACCACCCAUUCCUAUUGGCAAUAAAAAUGUGCAACAACAAGUGCCCGGUCCAAUGAUACGAGCGACGAAUCAAGUUAGAAAUCCUGCAGCUACAAAUGUUGUUCUGCCCAAUAAUUAUCAGUUGGGUGUUGGCGGACAAAUUCUACCCGGCAAUGCGGCAACCAAAAAGUUAACGACAGGACAACCUAGUAUCUCGAUAACACCGCUACCUCGGCAAGCAGCAGCGCCCGGUGCUGCAGUUGGACAAGCGCCAUCGACCAGUAAAGUACCACCACCUGGUAUGAAGCCGGGUCAAAAUCCUGCCGGAGGCAAAGCUCAAUUUGUCAUAUGUGAGAUUUGUGAUGGUUAUAUCAAGGAUUUGGAGCAACUGCGCAACCACAUGCAAUGGAUGCACAAAGUCAAGAUACACCCCAAAAUGAUUUACAAUCGACCACCAUUGAAUUGUCAAAAAUGUCAGUUUAGAUUCUUUACGGAUCAAGGCUUGGAACGUCAUUUAUUGGGCUCUCAUGGUUUGGUGACAAGCUCUAUGCAAGAAGCUGCUAACAAAGGCAAAGAUGCUGGCAGAUGUCCAGUGUGUGGCAGGAUGUAUCAAUGGAAACUGCUUAACCAUGUGUCACGAGAUCAUCAUAUGACUUUGAAACCAGCACAUUUGUCCUAUAAAUGCACUGUUUGCACAGCCACCUUUGGUAUGUACAAGCAAUUCGAGACUCAUGUCUACACAGCCCACAGUACAGUGGCCAAAAAGGCUAUGGAUGGCAAAAAGAAUUCUCCAGCAUCGAAUUCAGCAGCUGGAAGUAGUGGGCGCAAUAGUUUAUCAGCAGCGAAUGACUCACUCUUGAAGCCAUUGAAAAUAAAUGAUGAAAUCACUAUUAUACCACAACCUGCAUCAAAAUCACGCAUUUCAAACAUGGAUACUCAUGUUAUUGAUUAAGUUCUUGUUUAAGAAGAUAUGGCCGAGAAAAUAAUGAAUAGACCCUCCUUUCGCCAAGUGCAGAUGUGCCAGGGUUUCACUUCAUGUUAACAGCUUGAGCAUUAAGCUUGUUAGCUUAGCAUUGGGACGACAGCAAGAUAUGCUCCAAAAAUACAAGAAUCACCCUAAAAUCUUUUUUUUUUUUUUUUGAAUACAUUUAAUAAAGUUGAAAGUUGAUUUUCCAUAGUCCAUUACUUGGAUAAAUAGAAGGAAAGGAGACAAACAAAAGAAAAACCGAAAGGCUGCUGUGUAAAAUAUAUAUAGAAAAAAAAACAAAAACAAAACAUUGAAUUUUCCUCGCCAACAAUAAGUAAGAAUUAACACUUGAGAAAGAAAACAAAACAAAAAUCUCAUAUGCAUCCAUCCAUCCAUGAAUCCCACUCAAAAAAACAUUGUCACCAAAAACUACCCAAAUACCUCUCUCCCCGCGUCGUUUAAAUUAUUUAUCGUCCUAGAAAGUCCCAUGUAUGUAUCAUUGUUAUUGAUAAGCUAUGGCCAAUUCUCCUUGCUCGGAACUUUCGUUUUAGCAUAACUUUCCAUUUUAAUUUAGACCUAUUUUAAGCAUAAACAAACAACAAACACCGUGAAUAAUGAAUUUCGUUUUCGAAACAAAUGCAAAACACAAGUUUUUCUAUUUUUGAGGAAUACAUACACACACACACACACACAAACCCACGUACACGCAUACAAUAUUCAAAACUACGAAAAGAGGAAGCAACUACAACAACAUUAUUAGAACAUAAUUACAAAAAACAAAAAAGGAAAAAGCGACAACAAAGUGAAGUUACAAAAACCGCAAGUAGUGUUGUUCGUUGGUAUCUGUACAUUAGUUAAAUACAUAAUAAGAGUAGCGUACGAUAGAGUAACUUAAACAAAAACAGAAAAGCAAAUGAUGGCAAAUAAAGCAACAAAAUCAUACAUACAUACAUAUAUUAUAGAUAUUGAAGAUAACACAACACAACAAGAAAGAUUUGAUCAGUGUGCAUAUGUUAACAAAAAAAAAAGCC
Stomoxys calcitrans (stable fly) is the source of this 4835-nucleotide messenger RNA. RefSeq lists its product as uncharacterized. The record is from RefSeq and is a predicted model, not a curated record. Gene Ontology annotation, biological process: regulation of gene expression. The transcript has 5 exons. Lineage: Eukaryota; Metazoa; Arthropoda; Insecta; Diptera; Muscidae. Gene Ontology annotation, cellular component: nucleus. The coding region runs from base 427 to 3789 and encodes 1120 amino acids.